CGGAGACGAAUUCACACUACGACAUUUGUUGUUUUUUUCUCUGCUCUUCGAUCCUUCUCUCUUCAAAGGAGUUUCGCGGUUGUUUCCUCUCGAUGGGGUUCUUCUUGUCAUUUACACGCUUCGCUGCCAAGACUGCUUUGGUUGCUGUUGCUGUAAAACUAUCGAUCGACAACGACAUUUGGUCCCUUAACACUUCAAAUGGUGCAGAUCUAUAUGAAAAGUUGAAGAAGCACAUCGUUCCUGGAACGAUCGUCUAUCCAGAGAAGCUUCCAUCUGCUGAGCAACUUGCAACGGAUGUAGAACGAGUUUGGAAUAAAGGAGUAGAUAAGGUAAUCUCCACAAUUGAAAAAGCCCCAUCAAACUUGAACAACUUCGCAAAUCGUGUGAUUAACGACGACAAGUAACGUGUCUUGCCACAACGUCAACGGAUUCCUAUUAAGCAGUCUGAUCAGCGAUACUCGGUUGUCUUCCUCGUGGUGUAGUAGUUUAGUGUAUAUCUAGGGGUGAGCUCUGUCUAGGAGUUUAGGCACUAUAUUGAGUCGAUUGUAUAGGAUAGUAUGUAUUUAACGAAAUUUGAGGUCAUUGGUGUAUUGGUGUAUUCUAUUUGUGAGAUUUGUGUGCUCAAGAGGUGGUAAAUGAAUAUGAUUCGCGUC
Cylicocyclus nassatus is the source of this 653-nucleotide messenger RNA. The record is from the annotation of a GenBank genome assembly. NCBI's taxonomy places the organism in Eukaryota, Metazoa, Nematoda, Chromadorea, Rhabditida, Strongylidae.